Molecule: messenger RNA, 1668 nt
Organism: Alternaria viburni
Lineage: Eukaryota; Fungi; Ascomycota; Dothideomycetes; Pleosporales; Pleosporaceae
Exons: 2
Coding region: 1-1668 (555 amino acids)
Source: RefSeq, a predicted model, not a curated record
AUGUGCAAGUACACAAUCACGAUACUCGAAUGCGGCCACAAGCUGGAUGAUCAUGUCGUCACUCUCAACUGCCCCUACUACGAUAGGACCAGAGUACCCUGUGACCGUGACAAUGCGAGGACAAAAGAUCGCUGCACCGUAAAAACCAGAGACCAAAACGGGAUUUGCAAUAGAUGUCUCCGCGACAACGAAGAAGCCGCCAUGCGCCGUGACUUGGAAAAAGAAAGAGAACACAAACGCCGAGAAAACGAAGAAGCCGCAGAAGCAUUCCGACGUGGGCAGGAAGAACUGAAAGAGAAGAACCGCCGGGAGGCGGAAGAAAGACGACGGGCUCAGCAAAAAGCCGACGACGAAGCCAGGGACAGAGCCCGCCGGGAAGCGGACAGAAAGCAGCGAGCUGACGAAGAGGCCAAGGAGAGAAGUCGCAGGGAGGCCGAAGAAAGACGCCGAGCGGAUCAGAGGGCCGAAGAAGAAGCUACGGAGAAACGCCGCCGGGAAGAAGAACAACGACGUCGGGCGAGACAAAAAGCCGACGAAGAAGCUAUGGAGAAGCGCCGCCGGGAAGUGGAGCAAAGACGACGGGACGACGAGGAAGCUAGGGAGAGAGACCUUAGGGAGGCGGAAGAAAGGCGGCGGCAGGCCAAGAAAGAAGCCGAUGAAGAAGCCAUUGCGAGAAGACUUAGGGACCAAGAGAGAGAGCUGGCUGAAAAGGAACAGGAAAUGGAAAGAAAACGCAGAGAGCAUGAGAAGAAGAUGGCAGAGCAUGACAAGAAGAUGGCAGAGGACAUUGAGCGACGCCGGCGGGAGCAUGAGAAGAGAUUGGCAGAAGAGGAAGCACAAGCAAAGGAGAUCGAAAGGCAGAGAAAGGCGGAGCUCGACCGACUGGCCAAGGAACAACGGGAUCUGGAUUUGAUGAUUCAAAAGUCCAGAGAAGAAGCGGACCGGAAGAAGAGAGAAAAGGAGGAAGAGGAGCAGCGAGCUCUGAGGGAGUCUGAAAGAUGGGAGCAGGAGAAGAAGUACCGAGAGGAACUACUCCGAUCAAGGACCGCCGCACCACCAUCACCGCCCGCCACACCCCCCGCGCCCCCAGCCCCCGCCCCCAAACCCACCGUCAACAAAUCAGCACCCCGCCCCCCUCCAGCACCCAAGCCCGCACCAAAAGAAAUCAACUACUCUCUCCCCGCUGUUGGCGACCAAACGUAUGGUCACAUGAUGCUAGGCAAUCGUCGUGCCCCCAUGCACCCCUCGCAAGAGAUCCCCGGAACGCCAUCAACCUCAGGCAUACCCAUGUCACCCACAAGCCCAGCACCAUUCGCGCGUCUCGGCGGCGCCAUCGCGGCUUCUGAUGUCCCUGUCGUGAGGGAGGUAAGGGGCCAGAUCCCGCCUGUCAUGCCCGUCGCUAUGGACUCGAGGGCUGGAUUGAGGAGGACGAGCGAGAGCAGGAAGCCGCCGCCGCCCGUGCCGCAGCGCAAGCCAUCGGGCACGGAUGGUAUGGAUCCUGUUUUGAAGGCAAAGUUGGAGAAGCGGAGGGCUUGGGAACCAGAAGAGGAGGAGAAGAAGGAUGUUUCGCCGCCGAGGUCUCCUGGGCAAGAGCCCACUGCACGGAGGCUGAGUCCGUCUGAAUUUGACACUAAACGGAAGACGGGCUGGAAGAAGGAUGAGGCUUGA